This is a messenger RNA of Bombina bombina (fire-bellied toad), 1472 nucleotides long. It is a transcript of the gene ADPRS, whose product is annotated as ADP-ribosylserine hydrolase. NCBI's taxonomy places the organism in Eukaryota, Metazoa, Chordata, Amphibia, Anura, Bombinatoridae. The record is from RefSeq and is a predicted model, not a curated record. Bases 70 to 906 code for a protein of 278 amino acids. Gene Ontology annotation, cellular component: mitochondrion; nucleus. The transcript has 5 exons.
AUAUUGUCAGUUUCACUUUCUUUUCAUAAGCAUUGACUAAUUGACUAGUGUUUGUGGUUGUAAAUAGUGAUGUCGCUGCCAGUCAGUUUGUCUCGGUUCCGUGGUGCUCUUCUUGGGGCACUCGCCGGGGAUUGCCUUGGAUCUGUGUUUGAGGGGAUGGACAGAGUGUCCUUCGGGAGUGUGUGUGAUUUCUUAAAGGAGGUGGACAGAGGAGACCGAGUGGAUGACGACCUAACAUACACAGAUGACACAGCCAUGGCAAGGUGUUUGGUGCAGUCGCUAUUGGACAAACCAGAAUUUAAUGCAGAUGACUUAGCUCAACGGUUUACCAAUGAGUAUCUCACAGACCCAGAUCGAGGAUAUGGGAUGGCUGUCGUAGUUGUAUUUAAGAAACUGGGAUGUGGACAGUAUGUUAAUGUGUUUUCUCCUGCUAAGGAGCAGUUUAAUGGAAAAGGGUCAUUUGGAAAUGGAGCAGCAAUGAGGGUGGUAGGAGUACCAUUGGCCUACCCCACUGUGCAGGACAUCAUAAAGCCUUAUAGUUUUCAGUGUGCAUCCCUUCCAAUAAAUAUAUCAAAGGCAGCUGUUUUUCUCCAUUUAGGUAAUGGGAUUGCUGCCCUGGAGUCGGUUCCUACUGCAAUCUACUCAUUCCUGCGUUACAUGGAACCUGUAGAUGAGCUACCUAAAGAAUACAACAGCCUGCAGCGCACUAUUACAUUUUGUAUAUCUCUGGGGGGUGACACAGACACUAUUGCCACCAUGGCUGGAGCAAUCGCUGGAGCAUACCAUGGCGUGGAGCAGAUGCCACUGAACUGGAAGCUCAGUAUUGAGGGUCAUAAGGAUGCAGAGAACUGGGGGGAAAAGCUGCACGAGUUGUAUAAUAAGAGACUGGAGACACUCACGUCCUAAACAUAUAUAAACUGAGAACCAAGAAGGACUGCUAACAUAGAUCAUUUGCUUGUAACGCACAUCAGUAGACCUGACAACUAAUUUUACAAUAUUAAAUGUAUUAUUCAAAUCAAAUAUUUAUCUUAAUCAAGAGCCAAUAUAAUAGAAAUAUGACAUGCUUUAAUGUUAGUGGAUGUGAAUUUAUCACUAGCAACUUGAAUGUUUUAACUAUGUGUUUAACCCCUUUUGCGUGGGGUUAAAGUGUCAUUAAGGAGCUGCAGGGAACAGCAGGUCUGAAGUGAAAACAGCUGAUGAGCCAAUCGGCAAACUCAGCUGCACAAUUCAUCUAUGUAACUGCCACUGCUGAUUGGCUCACUGACCGUUUCCACUCGGGACCAGCAGUUUGCCCUUUUUUGUGGGUUAAACCUAGAGUGGCAGGGUUGCUAUUGGUGAAAUCAUAUGCCCUAAUGAGAGCAUGUAAACGCUCCACAAAAAUUACCUUCUCAGAUGCUAAAUAAGUGAAAUUGUUUGUAAACAUUUUUUUAAUUUCUUAUUUUAUAAUAAAUCUAAUAUUCAAUACAUUUUAA